AUGGAUUACUUCACUAAGUGGCCAGAAGUCUUCGCCAUUCCAAAUCAAGAAGCUUCAACCGUUGCAGAUAAACUAGUUCAUGAAGUCUUUUGUCGUUUUGGAGUACCUUUAGAGAUUCACAGCGAUCAAGGAAGGAAUUUUGAGUCUCAAAUAUUCCAGGAAACUUGCCGAGUUAUGGGUCCUCAGAAAACACGAACAACUUCUUACCACCCACAAUCUGAUGGAAUGGUAGAAAGAUUUAGUCAGACAUUGGAGAGGUACCUAGAAAAAGUUGUGGAAAAACGGCAACGAGCCUGGGACAGGCACAUACAACCGUUUUUGUUGUCAUAUCGAAGCGCUGUUCAUGAAAGUACAUCAGUGACACCAGCUUUCGUAAACUUUGGGGGAGAAUUACGGCUGCCUGCAGACCUGAUCACCGGAAUACCACCUGAUGCCCCACGCAGUAUAACCGAUUAUGCAAAUGACUUGCGGAACAAAAUGAAUGACAUUUAUGAGCACGUCAGACAGACGGGCCAGCAAACGUCUAAGAAGAUGAAAACACGGUAUGACCGCAAAAUGAACAACAAGGGGUUUGAUGAAGGUUCACUAGUGUGGUUACACAAUCCAGUUCGCAGCAAAGUGAAAUCUCCUAAGCUUCAAGCUAAAUGGGACGGAUCGUACUGGAUUGUGACAAGGAUCAAUGACGUAACCUACCGGAUACAGAAAGGUGUCAGAGGUACUCCUAAGAUUGUCCAUGUGGAUCGACUGGCGCGUUAUUAUGGGGCCAAUAAUGCUCGGGACGAGCAUGUCUUAGGAGGGGGCAGUGUUACGCGCCACUAUUAA
Molecule: messenger RNA, 822 nt
Organism: Parnassius mnemosyne (clouded apollo)
Lineage: Eukaryota; Metazoa; Arthropoda; Insecta; Lepidoptera; Papilionidae
Source: the annotation of a GenBank genome assembly